CUACCAUCAUGCCUUCCGCGGAUGCUGCGCGACGAAGCCGGUCUGCUACAGCCAACACUGAAGAUGUCAUAUUUGUGAAAGACAGAUAUCCUGUGGCCUUCUUUUUUCAUCAGAGUGUCAGGGAAGGACGCGAUAUACUCGAACAGGAGAUCACGAGAUAUGGAGGUGAUGUAUGUGACGAUGAGCAACAAGCCAACGUGAUUUUGGUCGAUGAAGAAGCCGACAUUGAGCAUAUCCGCCGGCGCUACUACCGCUCAAAUGUCCUCUGGCAGCAGCGCGUCUAUAUUGAGCGUAGGGAUUUUAUCCGUCGAUGUAUUACAGCUGGAAAAUAUGAACAUCACCCUCCGCCAAGGAAGGGUAUGCCCGGUGCUUCGGUUGGGCGCACGCGCGUACCCUUUACAGCAGAAGAUGAUGCAAAUCUCGCGUUUUACAUUGCGACUGUAUAUCCUGAUCCUUCUGAUGGGGGACGCACUGGGAAUUUGGUGUACGAGCAGUUGACACAGCAGCUGGCUGAUGAGCCGGAAUAUAGAGCGUGGGCGAAAAGGCACACGUGGCAAUCCUGGCGCGAGCGCUACAGGAAGAAUCGCGUGCGUUUUGAUCCUAUAAUUGCAGGGUAUGCGGCGCACCUUAAGAAUGUGUCCCAUGGUUUCGGUAACGAUCCGCGCUCGCGUCGCUAUAGACGCGGAAGGAGUGCACAGCGGGAGGAAGAGGAGGAGGAGAGCGAUCGGGAACUAGAACAACAAGCAGAGGGUGGCGCUGGACCUGAUGACUUGGAUCACCGGGUGCCCGACGGCGUUCUACAAGCCCGCAACCAGGUUCAAGACAACAUUUCCGAUGAUGAACCCGGUCCUGCACAGGUUCAAUUGCGUAGGCGGCGUCGCGAUGAUCCUGAUACGUCUCAGCGUGCAAGUUUCCAAGAGGAGUCGCCUCAGAAGCGACAGCGUGUGGCAAGUCCGGCUACACCACCAGGACCUCUAGAGAAGGGACGGCGGAGAAGUGGUCAUGGCAGUCCUGGUCGAAUUUCGAAUGAGACCGAUGGAGGAUCACCGGAAGAAAGAAAUGAUGAGCCUUUCGCGCGGGGGGCGCUAGAUGGUGCGAUUAGUUUCGAUAUCGAUCAAAUACCCCAAUUCGAUGUGUUACCAGUUCCGCGAUCACCUGAGCAUGACGUUACAGGAGGUCAAUCCGAUGAACCACUGGCUACGCAGCAAACCUUAGUCAAUUCACCCAUUGACGUACGAUCAAGACGGGCCCCAAAUGCUCGAGCUACUGCUAUAGCUGUUCAAGCGACGUCGAUGAGUUCACAGGCUAUUUCAGUUGCACGACCCCUACGAGCUGCGCGAAGGCCACCUUCACGCCGUGGGCGAGCUCAGCGAGAACAGAGCCUCGCUGCCGAAGUGCGCACCCCUGCUGCCGGCACUGAAAGUCACUCACAAGUUAAACGUGUACGGACGUCGAGCAAAUCUCGCAGUCAUCAACCUGCUGUGGCCGCUUCUGACGCGCCAUAUCGCCACACUCGGGCAAGAUCGCAAUCAGUUGACCUGCCUCCACAACCUACGCCGGCAUCGAAGCGCCGGAGAGUAGUUUCGGCGAAGGGGAAAGCGAGAGAGCUGGAGCUGGAAGAGCUUCCUGAGGAAGAUGCCGAACGGAAUGUAGUCGAAGGCGGUGACUCUCAAGCUCACAUUUAUGAGGGUGUCGAGUUGGAAAGUCGAGCUGUUUCUGGACCGUCUCGAGCGAAGUGGGGGCUAGAAUUGGCUGAAAAUGAAGGGCAUUCAGCCGAGCAGGGCGAGCCAUCGAGGCGAGGACCACAGAUUCCAAAUCGCCGCCCGGAGACCGAGACAUUGCAAGAGCAGCAGGACGUGGAAGACUACUUUCUGAAAGAAAGGAGUAGUCUCUUGAUGAUCGACGUUGAACAAUCUAACGAGCCUUCUCCCGGACAACAAGAAUUCACAGUGGACUCCUCAUCUGAAGAUCCUUCCGACUCUGAUGAUGCAGCGACCCAUAAGAGUCUCCAACAUAGUACUAGUGGACAACGGCUCAAUAGGAUGGCAGCUGCUGGCUUCCGUACUCGUCUUCCGAGUACCUCAAACAAGGUGACCACCAGAUCAUCUGCAGUUCGAGUCACACGCCACGCGGCCCAAGCUCGUCCCUUCCCUUCUCCAGGCACCAAGGCAAAUAUUGCUAGAUUGCGAGAGAGGAGAGGGAAUUAAUAUUAAUCAACGUUGUCUAUAUAUCACUUAUCACACUAAUCAAUUGAUGCUAUGCGCACGGA
Suillus subalutaceus is the source of this 2269-nucleotide messenger RNA. RefSeq lists its product as uncharacterized. The record is from RefSeq and is a predicted model, not a curated record. The coding region runs from base 9 to 2207 and encodes 732 amino acids. The transcript is spliced from 5 exons. NCBI's taxonomy places the organism in Eukaryota, Fungi, Basidiomycota, Agaricomycetes, Boletales, Suillaceae.